AAGGAGAUACGUUUCAACAUGUAAAAAACACUUGUUACCAGACACAGAGAACGUCAGGUUUAAUACAAUCUGCUUUGCAAAUUAGCAUCCGAAGUCACGCGUCGCGUUUGAUGUUUAAGCGGACCCCAAAACGUUGUUCUUGUCCUGCAAAGUGUGUCAAUAAAGUUUGUAUUUGAACCGCCUCGAACUGCUAAAAUGAUGGCGGCUGACCGGACGGUGCACGGAGUUCCCCCUUCACUGUCUGCCAAAGUGGUUGGGUCAUUCGCCUAUUUGACGGUGAGGGACAGAAUGCCGACCAUCCUCACUAGAGUUAUCGAUACAAUACAUCGCAACAAAAACAAGUUUUUUGAAGAAUAUGGAGAGGAAGGGAUCCAAGCAGAGAAGCAAACUAUUUCUCUGUUGUCUAAGAUGAGAAAUGAGCUUCUGACCGAUAAGCCACUUCUAGCACUAACAGACAGCCUGCAAGACACCGAGUCCUGGAAUCAGUACCUGCAGAGACAGCAGAAGCUGCAAGGAGACCAGGAUGUCAGCUGGUUCAAGUCUCCUUGGCUCUACGUGGAGUGCUACAUGUACCGCAGAGUACAGGAGGCCCUGUGGCUCAAUCCUCCCAUCAGUGACUAUGAUGUCUUUAAUGAGGGAAAGACUCAGAGCUUUUUUGAGUCCCAGCAGGCUAUGAUGACCUUAUGUACAUACAUGGAGGGCGUCAACAAGAAUAUGGAGGGACUCUCAAAGAAUCAGCUGCUUGAGCAUUUCAACAAGCUGCUCCAGGUUUCUCUAUGGGGGAACAAGUGUGAUCUGUCUAUCUCUGCUGGCCAAGACAACUCACAGAAGACCAGUCCAAUUGAUUCCCUGGACAGCCUGCAACCCUUCAUCUUGGUGAAUGACUCUAACCGGGUAUGGUCAGCUCUUAUUUCUCCUCAGAGGCCGGGACAAUCUAAGAAAUCCACUUCAGUCAGAGUCGACAUUGUUCUGGACAAUUCUGGCUUUGAGUUAUUCACUGACUUGGUCUUAGCAGAUUUCCUCGUAUCCUCCCACCUCGCCCAUGAGGUCCAUUUUCACGGCAAAUCCCUCCCGUGGUUUGUCUCUGAUGUCACAGCUAACGAUUUUCAGUGGACCAUCCGGCAGACCACGGCGGCCAACCACAAGUGGAUGUCGAAGAGUGGCGUCCAGUGGAAGAACCACCUGAAGGAAGGAGCGUGGUCCUAUCACGAUCAUCCUUUCUGGACUCAGCCGCAUGAGUUUUGUGACAUGGAAGCCGAUGCGCCUGACCUGUAUGCGACCCUGCAGGGGGCAGACCUGGUGCUGUUUAAGGGGGACCUCAACUACAGAAAGCUGACUGGGGACCGGGAGUGGGACCACGCGGUGGGCUUCCAUGCUGCACUGAGAGGUUUUGGGCCUGCACCACUGUGUAGCCUCAGGACUCUCAAGGCCAACGUUCAGGUUGGUCUGCAGCCGGGCCAAGGCGAGAAGCUCGCCUCCCAAGAUCCCGAGUGGAUGACCAGCGGCAAAUACGCUGUCAUUCAGUUCGACAACGCAAAGUCAGAGCACAAAGACUGAGACGGGACGGUGUGGAUUCAUCGGAACAGUUAGAGGUACCAGCAGAAGGAGUUACCUUUUAAGCCAAAAGACCAAGUCUUUGCUCCUCAUUGUCCGUUAGCUCUGCAUCACGUUGGAAAGAAUCAUUUACUGUAACAGACAGGUUUAUUUUCACAACAUAUUUGUGCCAUGUCAUACUUCCAAUGUUAGCUAACACUUUAGAUCUUCAUUUUUCCCAAUGAUUUGAGCACAAAUGUUUACGGUCACAAAUUGAUCCUCCAAGGUAACAAAUUAAAGUUGUUUGUCAUGGCAAAUAAUGUAUGUUGGUCAUUUUGAUGCGAGUAGCUUAUGUCUUGUGCACAAUAUCUUAUGACAAUAUGUUUACAUGUUGUGUAGAUGAAAUUAAUUUUAGUAUGAAUUGGGCUUUAAAAAUCUGCAGCUGAGGCACUCAAUGGGUAAUGUAAUACACAGCUUCUUAUUACUCUGCUCAGGUGGUUUUAUUGUUGCAUUUGGUGGUAUUAAUAUGCACAUAUUAAAACAUGAAGACAGCAAUUUGAAUCCAACUAAAGCUAUCAUGGUUUGAUAACCAUUUUGGUUCAUUUGGAAGACGCUAGACUGUUAUUGGGGAAGUGGAACAAUAACAGUUACAAUGUGUGCUUGUUUUGUUUAACAUGGCAAACCAGACCUUCACUGAUGACAGUGAAUGUGCAUUUAAAGUGUCCUCAUCAGUACCUCAGAGGUGGUGUUAACUGGAUGAUGUCUAAUGGGUGGAAUUAUGAUUUCCAUUAAUGGGUUUGAUUUAAUAAAGAACUGCACAACUGUU
Pungitius pungitius (ninespine stickleback) is the source of this 2359-nucleotide messenger RNA. It is a transcript of the gene dcph1, whose product is annotated as acidic residue methyltransferase 1. Bases 196 to 1557 code for a protein of 453 amino acids. Gene Ontology annotation, cellular component: nucleus. The record is from RefSeq and is a predicted model, not a curated record. NCBI's taxonomy places the organism in Eukaryota, Metazoa, Chordata, Actinopteri, Perciformes, Gasterosteidae. Gene Ontology annotation, molecular function: phosphatase activity. The transcript has 5 exons. Gene Ontology annotation, biological process: DNA damage response.